AUGGUACUACGGUACCCCGAGGGCGCUAUUGCCACUGCAGAGCCCGUAAAUCGGAUACGCUACUAUGUGUGUACCUCGCCUUCCCACCCUGUGGAUGCGCAUCCAUUUCCAGAAUGGUUCGAGCAAUGGAGCAAUACAGUCCAGCUGGACUGGGGUUUGACGCUUGAUCGCUUGAUCGCUGCCCUUUGUCACGGUGUAGCUCCUCAGAAGUUACCUCAGCGGCGCAGGGACCAGUCUAGACCGCCUGUUGAGAGUCGCUGCAAACAGCCCACUGCUGAACAGUUGAACAUCAGAUCUAGUGGACUGUCUGUCGCUACACUCAGCAUUGUAGUAGAUUGA
Molecule: messenger RNA, 339 nt
Organism: Colletotrichum truncatum
Lineage: Eukaryota; Fungi; Ascomycota; Sordariomycetes; Glomerellales; Glomerellaceae
Source: RefSeq, a predicted model, not a curated record